Molecule: messenger RNA, 1975 nt
Organism: Nerophis ophidion (straightnose pipefish)
Lineage: Eukaryota; Metazoa; Chordata; Actinopteri; Syngnathiformes; Syngnathidae
Product: zinc finger protein 180-like
Exons: 2
Coding region: 330-1700 (456 amino acids)
Biological process (GO): negative regulation of transcription by RNA polymerase II; regulation of immune system process; regulation of cytokine production
Source: RefSeq, a predicted model, not a curated record
GGCUGUGACGUCAUUCAGCAGAAGAGAGCAGUGCUGGCACGUCGACGCAGAAAGCCGCGAGCAGGACGCUAAUAAGUCAGUAUUAUUAUUUGUUUUCCAGUUUAAAAUAUUAACGUCGUAUAAAAUACAUCUUUGAUUCUUUAAUUAAGGAUAAAGUCGUUUCGAUGCGCUAGAAGCACUGUGCCGCUUCUCGUGCUAUCUUUGCUUGUUAGUUAGCUUAGCUCGCUAGUUAGCUUAGCUAGUUAGCUGCUAACGGAAGACACAGAAGUUAUCAACACAUCGCUAAGUAGAGAUCAAGUGUGAGAGUAAAGUCUUGUGAUUGUGUGAAAAUGUCUACAUUACAAAUGUUGAGAGCGUUGGUGGAUCAGCGACUAACUGCUGCCGUUGAAGAAAUAUUUGUAGUGUUAGAAAGAACAAUAGCAGAAUACGAGGCGGAAAUUUCUAGAACAAAGGAGGAAAACUAUCAACUACUGGACGUUCUUUUCACGAAACAUCAAGUUGUGUUACACAGAACAGACCUCGAUGAAGAAGAUCUUCCUCAUGAGCAGGAGGAGGGACCACAGUCCCCCCACAUACAUGAGGAAGAAGAUGUACCACAUUCCCAUCACGUUAAAGAGGGAGGGGAGGGGCCACAGCCCCCCCACAUUAAAGAGGAAGACGAGACGUCACAGACCCAUAGUGUUAAACUGACCCUUCACAUUAAAGGGCAAGCGGAAGAACCACUGAAUUUACACAUCAAAAAUGAAGAGGAGGACCCACUGACCCCUCACUUUAAGGAGCAAGAGAACCCGCUGACCCCUCACUUUAGAGAGGAAAAGGAGGACGCACUGAACCCCUACUUUAAAGAGGAAGAGGAGGACCAGGAGCUGUUGCACAUUAAAGAGGAAGAGGAGGAACACCGCAUCAGUCAGCCUAAAUGUUUGGAGGAGUUCCCAGUGACUGGUGUCCCUGUGAAGAGUGAAGAUGAUGAGGUCAAAGGUGAAAGUGAGGAGAGGGGAGGGGGGGAGCCUCCAAGCAGCAGCUCAACACAACACAUGACAACAGAAGCUGAUGGAGACCACUGUGGAGGAUCACAAGCAGACAAGCUCUUAGCUCCACUAUCAGAUAGUGAGGACACAACGUCACACUCUCCUGACACUGAUGAUGAAGACUCUAAAGAUGAUAAGACAUGUCACACUGACAACACACACUUCAAAUGUUCUCACUGUGACAAAACCUUUAAAUACCAUUGUCGUCUGAAAAGACACAUGAGAAUACACACCGGAGAAAAAGCUUUUAUCUGCUCAGUAUGUGACAAAGGUUUUGGACUACGUCAAAACUUGAUAAGACACAUGAGAAUACACACCGGAGAAAAACCUUUCAUCUGUUCAAUAUGUGGUAAGUGUUUUACAGUAAGUCAGAAAUUGAAAAGACACAUGAGAACACACACUGGAGAAAAACCUUUUUCCUGUUCAACCUGUGGGAAAGGUUUUAAAGAAAGUCAGCAUUUGAAAAGACACAUGAACACACACACUGGUGAAAAUUCACAUUCCUGUUCAAUCUGCAACAAAAGCUUUUGUGACCGAUCAAACCUUGUAGCACACAUGAGAAGACACACAGGAGAGAAAGUGUUGAGUUGCAGUGUGUGUGGUGAAGGAUUCUCUUAUAAGUACCAGUGUAAGAAACACAAGUGUGCUGGUGAGAACAGCAGCAGCAAAUGAAACUGCAGGAUUUGAAAUAAACCGUCAAAACUUUAAUUUUGACUUUUUAACAACAUCAGCAAAUAUGUGUGUGACAUUGUUGUUUGUGUAACAAUCUUUUUAAUAUGCUUCUAAAUAUAUUAUUGUUUUUUUCAGUCAAGUACGUGAAUUAGUAUGCAAUCAAAGUUCAGAGUGUCAGGCAAAAGCCAAUAUUGUACAUCAUCCCACAGAGGUUUACUGUACAUAGAUUCAUAAAAUAAACUGGUUAUUUUGUUUCCCUAUCACAGAACGAAAAA